GCCAACAGAAAACAAGGGAAGAGAAGAGAGGAUCGCACUCGCAGGCACCACAGCUCGAAGCCGGAGAAGAACCCUGGUCGCCUCUCCCUCUACCUCGCUCGGCGACGAAGGGUUUCCCGCUGCGCACGGAUCUCGGCCAAGAUGAGGCCCGUGUUCGUGGGGAACCUGGACUACGACACCCGCCACUCGGAGCUCGACCGCCUCUUCUACCGCUACGGAAGGAUCCACCGCAUCGACAUGAAGUCAGGAUUUGCUUUUGUCUACUUUGAGGAUGAGCGUGAUGGUGAUGAUGCCAUACGGGCUCUUGAUGGUUAUCCCUUUGGCCCUGGGAGACGCAGACUUUCAGUGGAGUGGUCACGGGGUGACCGUGGAACCAGACGUGAUGAUCGUGAUGGCUAUAGUAAGCCACCAGUGAACACUAAGCCUACUAAGACAUUGUUUGUCAUCAACUUUGACCCAAUCAACACAAGAGUUACUGAUCUUGAAAGGCAUUUUGAUCCAUUUGGGAAGAUAUCAAAUGUUAGGAUAAGGAAGAACUUUGCAUUUGUGCAAUUUGAAACACAGGAAGAGGCCAGCAAAGCCCUAGAUGCAACUCAUCUGACCAAGUUACUGGACAGAGUGAUUUCUGUUGAGUAUGCCUUCAGGGAUGAUACCGAACCAGGUGACCGGUAUGACAAGCCAAGUAGGGGUGGUGGCUAUGGAAGGCAGGAUGACAGUUCAUAUCGCCGUUCUGUUAGCCCAGUGUACCAAAGGUCACGACCUAGUCCUGACUAUGGUCGUCCAGUGAGCCCUGCAUAUGGUUCAUAUGACAGGAGCAGGAGCCCUGUCCGUGAUCGCUAUCGAAGCCGAUCCCCUGUCCAGCGCUCAAGAUCCCCAGUUGCCAACAGAAGAGCUUAUGACUGAUAAGAAUUAUCUAGGAUAUGGAUGUGAGGCGGCUUCGAUUUGCCAUUCUAGCUCUAGCACUACUAAACAAGAACUUCCGUACCUGUAAUGAAGCUUAUCGUUUAGCGGACAUGAAAACUGCUGUAUUAUAAGACCUGUACUUCAAUAUAUGCUAUGUUUCUAUGUCUCGAGAUUACCAUAUGCCUGCCA
Molecule: messenger RNA, 1092 nt
Organism: Lolium rigidum
Lineage: Eukaryota; Viridiplantae; Streptophyta; Magnoliopsida; Poales; Poaceae
Product: serine/arginine-rich splicing factor RS31-like
Exons: 6
Coding region: 142-903 (253 amino acids)
Biological process (GO): mRNA splicing, via spliceosome
Cellular component (GO): nuclear speck
Molecular function (GO): RNA binding
Source: RefSeq, a predicted model, not a curated record